Molecule: messenger RNA, 2161 nt
Organism: Erinaceus europaeus (western European hedgehog)
Lineage: Eukaryota; Metazoa; Chordata; Mammalia; Eulipotyphla; Erinaceidae
Gene: RBBP5
Product: RB binding protein 5, histone lysine methyltransferase complex subunit
Exons: 14
Coding region: 335-1876 (513 amino acids)
Cellular component (GO): Set1C/COMPASS complex
Molecular function (GO): protein binding
Source: RefSeq, a predicted model, not a curated record
GAAAAGCGGAAGUCGCGGGGUCUUCUAAGUCAGAAAGCCUCGGGAGCUGGUCCCGGUGAUUGCAGCGCCCUGCACACAGACCAGGUCUUGGAGGAAGCUUGGCGAGAAGGUGUCGUUGCUGGCGCUGAGACCGGGAGACCAGAUUUCUCAGGGAUGAACCUCGAGCUGCUGGAGCCCUAGAAAGAGUGUCAUUCUCCAUCACAUGGUGUGACUUUCAUGAGCUGUAGGGGUACUGGGAUGCUGCACGGGGCCCACCAACUCUCUUUGUUUUGUUGCAGAGUCCUUUGGGCAGAACUAUCCAGAGGAAGCUGAUGGGACUUUGGAUUGUAUCAGCAUGGCCCUUACUUGCACCUUUAACAGGUGGGGCACACUGCUUGCAGUUGGCUGUAAUGAUGGCCGGAUUGUCAUCUGGGAUUUCUUGACAAGAGGCAUUGCUAAAAUAAUCAGUGCACACAUCCAUCCAGUCUGUUCUUUAUGCUGGAGUAGAGAUGGUCAUAAGCUCGUGAGUGCUUCCACUGAUAACAUAGUGUCACAAUGGGAUGUUCUUUCAGGCGAUUGCGACCAGAGGUUUCGAUUCCCUUCCCCCAUCUUAAAAGUCCAGUAUCAUCCACGUGAUCAGAACAAGGUUCUAGUGUGUCCCAUGAAAUCUGCUCCUGUCAUGUUGACCCUUUCAGAUUCCAGGCAUGUCGUUCUGCCAGUGGAUGAUGACUCGGAUUUGAAUGUGGUUGCCUCUUUUGAUAGACGAGGGGAAUAUAUCUAUACAGGAAAUGCCAAAGGCAAGAUUUUGGUCCUCAAAACAGAUUCUCAGGAUCUUGUUGCUUCCUUCAGAGUAACAACUGGAACAAGCAAUACCACAGCCAUUAAGUCCAUAGAGUUUGCCCGGAAGGGAAGUUGCUUCUUAAUUAACACAGCAGAUCGAAUUAUCAGAGUGUAUGAUGGCAGAGAAAUCUUAACCUGUGGAAGAGAUGGAGAGCCUGAACCCAUGCAGAAAUUACAGGAUUUGGUAAAUCGGACCCCAUGGAAGAAAUGUUGUUUCUCUGGGGAUGGGGAGUACAUAGUGGCGGGUUCAGCCCGGCAGCAUGCCCUGUACAUCUGGGAGAAGAGCAUUGGCAACCUGGUAAAGAUUCUCCACGGCACAAGAGGAGAACUUCUGCUGGACGUUGCUUGGCAUCCUGUUCGGCCCAUCAUAGCAUCCAUCUCUAGUGGUGUGGUAUCAAUCUGGGCUCAGAAUCAAGUAGAAAAUUGGAGUGCAUUUGCACCGGAUUUCAAAGAGUUGGAUGAAAAUGUAGAAUAUGAGGAAAGAGAAUCAGAAUUUGAUAUUGAAGAUGAAGAUAAGAGUGAACCUGAGCAGACAGGUGCUGAUGCCGCUGAGGAUGAAGAGGUAGAUGUCACCAGUGUGGACCCCAUUGCUGCUUUUUGUAGUAGUGAUGAAGAACUGGAAGAUUCAAAGGCUCUGUUAUAUUUACCCAUUGCCCCUGAGGUUGAAGACCCAGAAGAAAAUCCUUAUGGCCCCCCACCAGAUGCAGUCCAAACCUCCUUGAUGGAUGAAGGGGCUAGUUCAGAGAAGAAGAGGCAGUCUUCAGCAGAUGGGUCCCAACCACCUAAGAAGAAACCCAAAACAACCAAUAUAGAACUUCAAGGAGUACCAAAUGAUGAAGUCCAUCCACUACUGGGUGUGAAGGGGGAUGGCAAAUCCAAGAAGAAGCAAGCAGGCCGGCCUAAAGGAUCAAAAGGUAAAGAGAAAGAUUCUCCAUUUAAACCGAAACUCUACAAAGGGGACAGAGGUUUACCUCUGGAAGGAUCAGCGAAGGGUAAAGUGCAGGCGGAACUCAGCCAGCCCUUGACAGCAGGGGGAGCGAUCUCAGAACUGUUAUGAAGACUCUUGAAGUUUCUUCGUUCUUUCCCUACUUUGCCAUCAUGUGGCUUCUGGACACUGUGGUCAGUCAUUUGAGAUUGACUUUAAUUUAAGGACAGAAUUUUAUGUUUGAAUGAAGAAGUGAAUUAUGGAAGAAGAAUACACAUCCCUUUCCUUUCAAGCAUAAGUUCAAAUAGGCUCUCAGGAAUGAGGACUUGUGAAGACAUUGAAUGGGAGUUUUGACUCACUUGAAUUUUAAUGCUUACUUACAUUGCUGGAGAAAAGAUACCUGUUUUGCUCAUCAAA